Molecule: messenger RNA, 2841 nt
Organism: Vitis vinifera (wine grape)
Lineage: Eukaryota; Viridiplantae; Streptophyta; Magnoliopsida; Vitales; Vitaceae
Product: origin of replication complex subunit 1B
Exons: 17
Coding region: 150-2582 (810 amino acids)
Biological process (GO): mitotic DNA replication checkpoint signaling; DNA replication initiation
Cellular component (GO): nuclear origin of replication recognition complex
Molecular function (GO): ATP binding; ATP hydrolysis activity; chromatin binding
Source: RefSeq, a predicted model, not a curated record
AAGGGCCACCCACUUCUGAAGUUGCCCUCCAGCCCAGAGAAUUACCCUUUUCUGAAGUUGCCCUCCGGCCGAGAGAAUUCCUAAAAAAGACCUAUUUUCCUCUGCCACUCUCAAUCCUCGCAGAUUUUGUAUCCUGUGCGCGGGCUGUGAUGGCUGAAACCCCCCGAAAAUCCUUCCAUUCCCCCAGAAAAGCCCAUAAACCCUCUCCUUCAACUCCCAUCAUCCCUCAAACGCCGCAAACCGUAACUCCUAGUCGAUCCUCGCGCCAAGUCUCAAGCCCAGAUCCAUCAGAUCUUCGCCGUUCAUCUCGCCGGUCGUCCCUGCAAUUCUUGGAACCUGAAAAGCGCUCUUCAAAAGCCACAAAAUAUGUGAAAAAGGGUGAAAGAUCGAAGCUUCCGGUCACUCCUGAUGUGUCAGAGGCGCGGAAGAGGAAGAGCCCUGAUGAGGGAAAUGUGGUGACUAGGGCUAGGGUUUCGAGGAAUGCGGGUUUGAUGCGGAAGAAGCGGGUUUAUUACAAGAAGGUUGUGUAUGAUGGGGGUGAAUUUGCGGUGGGCGAUGAUGUGUAUGUGAAAAGAAGGGAAAAUGCGAGCUCGGAUGAUGAAGAAUUGCAAGUGGAGGAGUGUAGGGUAUGCUUCAAGUCUGGAAGGGCUGUGAUGAUUGAGUGUGAUGAUUGUCUGGGUGGGUUUCAUUUGAAGUGUUUGAAACCUCGGCUGAAGGAGGUUCCAGAAGGGGAUUGGAUAUGCCAGUUUUGCGAGGCCCGGAAAUUGGGUAAGGAAGUUGUGCUUCCAAAGCCACCCAAAGGGAAGAAACGGAAGAGAACUGCAAGGGAGAAGCUUCUUUCCAGUGAUUUAUGGACGGCUCAUAUUGAAAAUAUAUGGAAAGAAGUGGAUGGUACUUACUGGUUUCGUGGGCGAUGGUAUAUCAUCCCUGAAGAGACUGCAGCUGGAAGACAGUCGCAUAAUCUAAGAAGGGAGCUUUAUAGGACAAAUGAUUUUGCUGACAUUGAGAUGGAAUCCAUCAUUAGGCUUUGCUAUGUAAUGAGCCCAAAAGAAUUUACCAAGGCCAAUAAUGAAGGUGAUGAUAUUUUCUUAUGUGAAUAUGAAUAUGACAUACAUUGGCACAGUUUCAAGCGUCUUGCAGAGAUCAAUAAUGGUGAAGAAGGCAAUGAAGAAGCUGACAAUGAUGUAGAUUGGGAUUAUGGAAAGGACUCAGGCUCUGAUACUGAAGAAGACAUGGAAUAUGAAGAGGAAAAUGUGAACAAUUUACCCAGUGGACCAUCCCCAGCUCAUGCAGUUGCUGCAAAUUCGUGGAAGGGAAGGAUCUUUGGGCUAAAGAAAAUUGGGACAAAGAAAAUUCCAGGGCAUGUGAGAUGCCACAAGCAGACUGAACUUGAAAGAGCAAAAGCAACACUUCUGUUGGCAACUUUGCCCAAGUCUCUACCUUGCAGGACUAAGGAAAUGGAAGAGAUAACUGCAUUUAUAAAAGGUGCCAUCUGCAAUGAUCAAUGUUUGGGACGUUGCCUGUACAUUCAUGGUGUUCCUGGAACUGGCAAGACAAUGAGUGUACUUUCAGUAAUGAGAAAUCUAAGGUCUGAAGUUGAUGCAGGAAGCAUAAAACCCUACUGUUUUGUGGAUAUUAAUGGUCUAAAAUUGGCAUCACCAGAGAACAUUUACAGGGUUAUAUAUGAGGCAUUAAGUGGUCAUAGGGUUGGUUGGAAAAAGGCUCUUCACUUGCUAAAUGAGCGAUUUGCAGAUGAAAGCAAAAUUGCCAAAGAGGAGAUCCGGCCUUGUAUUCUACUUAUUGAUGAACUUGAUCUUCUCGUAACCAGAAAUCAGUCGGUUCUGUACAACAUUCUUGAUUGGCCUACUAAGCCACAUUCCAAAUUGAUCGUGAUAGGGAUAGCAAAUACCAUGGAUCUUCCAGAGAAGUUGCUUCCCCGUAUUUCAAGCCGAAUGGGUAUUCAAAGGCUUUGUUUUGGGCCCUAUAAUUAUCAACAGUUACAAGAAAUCAUUUCAAGUCGUCUUAAAGGAAUUGAUGCAUUUGAAAGGCAAGCUAUAGAAUUUGCUUCAAGAAAGGUGGCAGCUAUUUCUGGAGAUGCACGUCGUGCUUUGGAGAUAUGUAGGCGUGCAGCAGAACUUGCAGAUUAUCAUAUUAAAAAGCUAACUUCACCUCCUGAUUCUUCUUCUGAAGGAAAAGCUCUUGUUGGAAUGGCAGAGGUAGAAGCAGCCAUACAGGAAAUGUUCCAGGCACCUCAAAUUCAAGUGAUGAAGAGUAGCUCAAAGCUGAGUAAAAUCUUCUUGGUAGCAAUGGUGCAUGAACUCUAUCAAACAGGAAUGGCAGAGACUACUUUUAAAAAGUUGUCAGUGACUGUUUCAUGCCUCUGUACAAGCAAUGGAGAAAAGUUCCCUGGAUGGGACACACUCUUGAGAGUUGGUUGUAAGCUUGGUGAAUGCAGAAUCAUUCUAUGUGAAGCAGGAGCUAAGCAUAGGUUGCAGAAGUUGCAGCUCAAUUUUCCAAGUGAUGAUGUAGCAUUUGCACUCAAAGAUGACAAGGAACUACCUUGGUUAGCUAAGUAUUUGUGAUUCAUCACUCCACCCCCAUGGUGUUCAAUUAUUUAUUCCCAAUAAAAUAUUGACUUCAAUUUUGGUCUUGCCUUAUCAAUGAUACAUUUGUUAAUUUUUGGAUUUUCCUGGUAGAGAAUUACCGUGAUUAAUUCUCAUUAUUUAAGGUUUUAAACUAUUGAAAUAUUCACCUGGAGAAACAGAAACUGUAUUUCUUAUUCAAGGAACUUUAAGGUUUGGAUAUGAGGAAAUGCUAAUGAGAUCAGUCACUACUUUCUAA